Molecule: messenger RNA, 3204 nt
Organism: Loxodonta africana (African savanna elephant)
Lineage: Eukaryota; Metazoa; Chordata; Mammalia; Proboscidea; Elephantidae
Gene: DNAAF3
Product: dynein axonemal assembly factor 3
Exons: 11
Coding region: 773-2518 (581 amino acids)
Biological process (GO): motile cilium assembly; axonemal dynein complex assembly
Source: RefSeq, a predicted model, not a curated record
AGUACUUAUUACCUUUAUUUUAAUAUAAUGAGCUUAAUUGCAAAUUUAUAUAAUUUAAUUUUUACUAAUGACUGAUGGAAUAGACUCGAGGGCAAUGGGUUUGUUUUUUGGGGGGGUGUGUAACGACCAGCUAACAAAAUUCCUGAAAAGUUAACAAUCCCCAACCAGUGCUAACUGGCUCCAGCGCACACCUGGUGAGAAACCCUGUGUGGCAGAGCCCGGGUGUGAGAGGAAGAGGGACAGAGAGGGUUACACAUCUUUAAAGUCUACACUGUAAUCUGGAUUAAUUCACGCUCUCCUCUGUCUAAAUUUGGAUCAGUCCAAGCCUCCCCCGUUCCAGAAAUUCGGACCGAUCCAGACUCCGCCCCAGCGUCUCCCAGCCCGCCCCUUUCCCAACAGUGCGGUCGUCAAGACAACCGCGUCCGCACUCCCUCCUUUCCGACAAGCCAGGGUCACCGCCUCUCAGCGCUCCCAUUGGCCAAAAGUUAUCAGAGGGCGGUCCCUUUCACUUUCACUGGUCAGUUUCUCGAGGCGGUAGCAGUCCUUAUAUUCCCAUUGGCUGAUUGGUGGAGGGGGGCGGAGUUAUGGGUAGCGGUUGUCGAGGUUGCACCGGACCGCAACCCAGCUCAGUGCAGGCAGGGAGGGACGACCCGAGAUAUUUGGAAGAAUAAAGGUGAGGGGGCUGUAACAUGGAGGCAAACUGGCAAGAAGUCAGGGUUGGCGAUGCGGAGAUAGUGUUUGGGGAUUUCCAGGAUGUCUGUCCCGCAGGGCGAUGACUACACCGGCCGGCUCCGGAACGGGCUUUGGAUCCGUGUCCUGGUGGGGUCUGUCCCCGGCGCUGGACCUGCAGGCUGAAAGUCCUCCUGUGGACCCAGACUCGCAGGCAGAAACAGAACGCAGGAUUCCUGACCUUGAUGUGCUGCUGCUGGGCUCCGUGGAUGGACGGCAUCUGCUACGGACCCUUGCCCGGGCCUCGCGCUGGCCUCCUAGGAAUUUCAACUUCUAUGUGCUGGAGAGUAAUCUGGAAGCUGUGGCCCGACACAUGCUGGUUUUCAGCUUAGCCUUUGAGGAACCUGAGAAGAUGGGGCUGCAAGAGAGGAGCGAGAUCUUCCUGGAGGUGUGGGGGAACGCCCUGCUGCGUCCCCCAGUAGCUGCCUUUGUGCGCUCCCAGGCGGAGCGCCUGGCGCACCUGGUCCCCGAGCCCGACCGCCUGGCAGAGCAGCUGCCCUGGCUCAGCCUGGGCGCCCUCAAGUUCCGCGAGCGGGACGCCCUGGAGGCGGUGUUCCGCUUCUGGGCCGGCGGGGAGAAAGGGCCUGAGGCCUUCCCCAUAAGCCGCCUCUGGGACUUGCGGGUGCGCCACUACCUGGGCUCCCGCUACGACGCCCGGCGCGGUGUCAGCGAUUGGGACCUGCACAUGAAGCUGCACGACCGCGGGGGUCAGGUCAUCCACACCCGCGAGUUCCGGCGCUGGAGGGACACAGGCGUCGCCUUUGAACUCAGAGAUUCCAGCUCCUACCACCUGCCCAACCGUACCCUAGCGUCCGGACGCCUCCUGAGCCACCGUGGGGAGCGCGUGGCGGCGCGCGGGUACUGGGGGGACAUCGCCACGGGCCCCUUCGUGGCCUUCGGGAUCGAAGCAGACGACCAGAGUCUCCUGCGGACCAGCAACGGGCGGCCGGUCAAGAGCGCGGGCGAAAUCACCCAACACAAUGUGACAGAGCUCUUCCAGGAGGUGGCCGCCUGGCGGCGCCCAAGAGACGCCCAGCGGGACCCGGAGCAGGCGCAGCAGGGGGAGGAUGGAAACCUGGAGUCUGCAGCCUUCGCCCAGAGGUCCUUCACUGUCCACUUCCUUUCUCUCAAUUCUGCCCAGACCCUCCAGCACAAGAGCUGCUACAAGGGACGGUUCCAGCUUCUCUAUGUGGCCUGUGGAAUGGUCCACCUUCUCAGCCCUGAGCUCGGGGCCUGCGUGGCCCCCGGAGGGCGCCUGACUGUGGAAUUAGCUCGGUAUCUGGUAGACCUGCGGCAGGAGCAGCUGCAGGCGUUCUCUGUCCGGGUCGGGGAGCUGGCUCAGGAGGCUGGAUUCGCCGCGCUGUCAGGGGCUAGGUCCUCAGAGACCUUUGCGCGCUUCUGCAAGUCCGGGGACUCUUCUCCGGGCAACAUUGACCGAGCCGUGGGAUCCCAGACUCCAUCCACAGGAGUCCUGGUCUGGCCUUCGGAGGUCCUUUCCCCGCCUCUAGAAUCCAUGGCCCCGCCCCCUGAAACUAUGACUCCACCUCCUGAAGCCAUGGUCACGCCCCCUGAAGCCAUGGUUCCGCCCCCUGAGGAUCUCACCCAGCACAUUGGAGGCCUGGCCCCACACUCUGAGUACCUCAAGCAGCCCUCAGAGUCUCAGGGUUCCCCCUUGGAGGUUCUGGUUCCACCCCAGGAGGCUUUGGCUAUGCCCCCAGUAGGUCAGACCCCAAAGCAGAAGAGUCUGACCCGACUCCUAGAGGCCAAGUCCCCCACCUCUAAAUCCUAAAGUCAGGCCUUGGAAUUGUAACACAGAGGAUAUAAUUCUAGACCCACCACUAGAAUUCUCAGUUUUACUCUCAAGAUUCUCACUCAGCCCUGGAGGUGUUGCCAGAAUUUCAAAUUCCAUUCACGGCCUUCUGUAGUCUAUCCCUAGUAUUCUAGAAUGCUCUCUCAGAAUCCUAAAUUCCACUCCUGAGACUCUAAACCCACUGGGUAUCAGGCCGUCUGCAUCGGCCCCUUGUCUCAGAAGUCUGCAUUCCUAACUGGUGGGUGGGAGUGCCUUCUUUCCCAGGCCUGGUCAUCACCCAAGUGGUCCCAGUAAAAGGAGUGGCAUUCUCUUCUAUGUGUGUCCGUGUCAUUCCUGUUCUCCGUCUGUCUCUGGUGUCUGAUAGAGGGGAGGGGCCUGGAGACUGGAUUUCUGGGUUUUCAAAUGGACCGAGGGUGGAUUCUGAGAUGCUGUGGUUUGGGAGCUUGGACCCCCUACAACUGAAUCGUCACUUCAAGCAACAAACUGACUAUAAAAGAUGAAAAACACAAAGUUCCAGUUCUCAUGGAGAUUACAUUUUAGUGAAGGGUAUUGAGGGCCCUGGGGCCUGCACUCCUGGUUCUGGGGGAUGAGGGGAACCGGAUGACUAGGCCACCAAGGUGGCAGGGGUGAGCCAGCUGAAGCACAGCCAACCCCACCCCUCACGC